Vicia villosa (hairy vetch) is the source of this 963-nucleotide messenger RNA. RefSeq lists its product as uncharacterized. The record is from RefSeq and is a predicted model, not a curated record. The coding region runs from base 1 to 963 and encodes 320 amino acids. The transcript has 3 exons. Lineage: Eukaryota; Viridiplantae; Streptophyta; Magnoliopsida; Fabales; Fabaceae.
AUGGCCUUGUUCAUAAAUUUGUUGGGUGUUACAAACAAGCUGUUCGUGAAAAAAAGUGGGGCAUCAGAGAAAGAUAUCUUAGUCAAUGUACAUGCUUUUUUUGAACAAGAUGAAUGUGCACCAUUCAAUCUUGAGUAUGCAUGGCGGAUUUUAAAAGAUGAACCUAAAUGGAUGGGAGCAUCCACCGGAAAUUCUUCAAAGAGAACAAAGAAUUCUGUUAGCGGUGCAUACACGACAUCGCCAAACUCAGAGACACCUUCAAGUUAUGAGUUUAACUCAUCAUCUCCAAGGGAGCGUCCAUUGGGACAAAAGGAGGCAAAACGAAAAGGUAAGGCAAAGGAAAAUUCAAAUGCAACUGAACCUCCUUCUAGUGUUCGAAUUGGUGAAAGUACUGCAAUUGAGUUCUUAGAGAGAUUCGUAAGGGGCGUGAAUGAGGUAUUUGGGGCCGAGUAUUUAAGAAGGCCUAAUAACAAUGAUGUUGAGCAUCUUUUACAAAUGGGGGAGUCACGUGGAUUUCCAAGCAUGCUAGGUUCCAUUGAUUGUUCAAACAAUGACAUUAAUGUGCUAAACCAAUCCAAUGUGCUUAACGAUAUUUUGGAAGAACGUGCUGCUACUGUGCAAUAUACAAUCAAUGGGACUCUACAUAAUAUGGGGUAUUAUUUAGCGGAUGCGCGUGCUUGGCACAUAGAAACCCUCAAGCAUACCAUAUAUGCUUGCAUCAUAUUGCACAACAUGAUUGUCGAAGACGAACGACACACAUAUGGAGGUGAUUUUGAUUACUCUUAUGAUAAUGCAUGUAACAACAACUCAACGACCGAAACAUUUAACGGUCCUCAUCCGAAUCUUGCAACAAGAAUACAAAGAAGAGCAAGUCUUCGUGAAAAACAAGUUCAUCGCCAACUUCAAGGAGAUUUAGUCGAACAUAAUUGGGAACGUUUUGGACACGAGGAUGAAGAAAUUUAA